Molecule: messenger RNA, 381 nt
Organism: Zychaea mexicana
Lineage: Eukaryota; Fungi; Mucoromycota; Mucoromycetes; Mucorales; Lichtheimiaceae
Exons: 4
Coding region: 1-381 (126 amino acids)
Source: RefSeq, a predicted model, not a curated record
AUGACGAACGUUACCAAGGAAACAGAAGCAUACCAACCUGUAUGGGAAGGUUGUGCAAUGGGUAAAGGUGGAUGUUGGCGCAAGAAGCCUGAUUGGGCAGCUGUAGCACUGAAAAUGGUGGAGCUGGCUCGGCCCAAGGCAGACAAUAUCGCAGUCAGGGAAUGCUCGAAAGCAUCAUACCCAACGACUAAAUCACCCGGAUCGACGUCCCUCAAAGUAAAACUGACAACUCUGGACAAAGAAAGGAUUUCGCGAGAGUUAGGACAGUUGUCGAAAAAGAAUUUCUGGAGCCUGGAACGGUCUGAUGAAGCACCGCUGAUCAUAGACCAGAUUGUCAUCGACUUGCGAAACAGUGCAACUACCAUCAAUAGUUUUUACUAA